AUGCCUCGCCUUGGUGACGACGAUGGAGACGAGUAUCGCGAACAAGCCGAGGAGCUGUUGGAGGAGGGCGAGAAGCAUGCCAAAAGGCUCUUCGCUGGCUUCGUGGACUUUGCGUUCUCAGGCAACAUUCUUGAAAUUGCUUUCGGUUUGAUUCUCGCAUCAGCAUUCACGGCGCUGACCACUUCGUUUGUGACUGACAUCAUCCUGCCGCCUCUGUCGGUGAUAUUACCGCUGAACCGGAACCUGGACGAGAAGUUUGCCGUACUUCAAAAGGGCCCUAACUUUGGUGAACUGGACGGUUACACGACACUUGCGAUAGCUCAGGAAGAUGGCGCAGUCGUUCUGGCUUACGGUCUAUUUCUCAACAAGUGCUUUAACUUCCUAGGCAUGGGGCUUUCCCUGUAUGGGCUCGCAGUCAUCUACGAGUACCUAUCCCACGAUGCGAUCAUUAAGCAUACCGUUAAGUGCCGGUACUGUAGGAAACAAAUCAAUAUUAAGUCCCAACGAUGUGUGAACUGCACGAGCUGGCUAGAUGGUCGCGAGGAAACGAAUCGGCUGCAGCGGGAGAAUGUGGCGCGCCAGUAG
Messenger RNA from Truncatella angustata, 585 nucleotides. Its product is annotated as large-conductance mechanosensitive channel. NCBI's taxonomy places the organism in Eukaryota, Fungi, Ascomycota, Sordariomycetes, Amphisphaeriales, Sporocadaceae. Bases 1 to 585 code for a protein of 194 amino acids. The transcript is spliced from 5 exons. The record is from RefSeq and is a predicted model, not a curated record. Gene Ontology annotation, biological process: monoatomic ion transport; intracellular water homeostasis. Gene Ontology annotation, molecular function: mechanosensitive monoatomic ion channel activity.